AUGGCUGCUGAGGAUUCAUAUUGGACAGUCAAACUGAUUGUCUGUAUUCAUUGCAUUCUAUGCAAUCGUCAACUAUAUCCCGAAUCUCUUUUUAUCAAAUCUAGGAAGUACAAUACUGUUGUUUGGCAAUCGCGUCAUCCAAUUCUGUGCAAUUACAUUCAAGACGCUGUUGAGGCUUGCGCUCACGAGUUACAAGGGGGCACAGUGGAGUGUAUUUACCUCUCAAUUACGUCGAAAGACCAUGUGGAAUUGGAGCGUUACAUAUUUUCAGCAUACUCAAUUCCGCGAAUCCCAGACUUUCUACUGGAGAAACCCAUAUCUCCAAGGGUACCAUAUUCCGAUAGUUUUGUAGAAUCUCUUCGAGCAGCAAUAAUCCGAGUUCAAAAUGCUACGCGCUCCCUAGAACAACUACCGGAAGACUGUUCAUGGUCAAUUCGACUUAGUUUAAAAGAAAACAGCUCUAGACCCAAGGCCUGGGAAACAUGGUAUUUAUCAGAACACACCCCAGAAACCGAUUUAGAACGACGAUAUCAAAACCUUACCAUACCUUUGAGAAAUAUCUCUAUUGGGCCAAUGGACUCUGAAUUAUGGCUUGAAUCACGUCCGGACGCGUACAAAAUGGAAAAUUAA
Messenger RNA from Schizosaccharomyces cryophilus OY26, 630 nucleotides. RefSeq names its product DNA polymerase zeta Rev7. The coding region runs from base 1 to 630 and encodes 209 amino acids. The transcript has 6 exons. The record is from RefSeq and is a predicted model, not a curated record. Gene Ontology annotation, cellular component: zeta DNA polymerase complex. NCBI's taxonomy places the organism in Eukaryota, Fungi, Ascomycota, Schizosaccharomycetes, Schizosaccharomycetales, Schizosaccharomycetaceae.